Molecule: messenger RNA, 1033 nt
Organism: Saccoglossus kowalevskii
Lineage: Eukaryota; Metazoa; Hemichordata; Enteropneusta; Harrimaniidae
Product: X-box binding protein
Biological process (GO): regulation of DNA-templated transcription
Cellular component (GO): nucleus
Molecular function (GO): DNA-binding transcription factor activity, RNA polymerase II-specific; RNA polymerase II transcription regulatory region sequence-specific DNA binding
Source: RefSeq, marked provisional
ACGGAAAUUAAAAAACAGAGUUGCUGCACAAACUGCCAGAGACAGAAAGAAGGCUCACAUGGAUUCCAUACAGUCCAGAGUGUCUAUUCUUGAAGCAAAGAAUAGACAACUUUUAAUGGCUAAUGAAGCACUUCGAAAACAGAGCAACUUAUUAAAUGAAGAAAACAAAUCACUAAAAGCUCAAUUAAGAUUACAACAGAAUUCUACAGUAGAAAUUAAACAGGAAAAAGACUCUAAAGACACAACAUUGUGUAAGUUGGAGAGAGAUGGGUGCGGGUCUGCAGUACUCUCAGUUCCUCAGCAGAAGGAGCACACCCAGAUUCUGUCCAGCUGGCUAGCAAUGCUUCUCUUGUGGAGUCUGAAUUCCUGUUGGGGUUACUCGAAGACCUCAACUCCGAUGGAUUCUUUGAAGAGAAACCUGGAGACAUUAUUUCCGAACUCUCCAGUGAAUCCGAAUGUCCCACAGAUGCCCAGGUGGUGGGGCCCACAACGCCAAUUGGAAUCCCUUAAUGAACUGAUACGAUUUGAUCAUGAAUACUACAAAAAACCAGUGAUCUGUGAACAAUCAGUCGACAAUAAAACAACUGCAACUACUGAAGAAAAGACUGUAGUACCAGACAUGAUUCCUUCACCAGCAAUUCCUGAUGUCGCUGUUCUUGACAUGGAGACGGAACCAGAUAUGUCAGAAAUGUUUAGUUCAUCAGUUGACUUGAACUGCAAUAUUGAGGACUUGCUAAGUGUAGAUUCUGCAAAAUGUGAUAGUUACAGUGACUCUGGUAUUUCUGACUCAGAAUCGAUGGGUUUCCCUGCUUCUCCACUAAGUAAUGAUUGGCAAGAAACAUUUACAGACUUAUUCCCAUCCCUUGUGUGAAAUGAUCAAAAUAUAAUCGGAAAUCCAAUAUGAAGUACUCAAUACUACUAUUAUUAUUUAUAGUAGCCUGUAUAUAUUUUCUUAUUUAUGAUAGAUGACAUGGUAAUAAUCAUUUCUUCAGUAGUUAUCCUGUCGGCAUAAUAAAAAUGUUCAUAAAUGAAA